This is a messenger RNA of Phytophthora nicotianae INRA-310, 429 nucleotides long. RefSeq lists its product as hypothetical. The transcript has a single exon. The record is from RefSeq and is a predicted model, not a curated record. Gene Ontology annotation, cellular component: extracellular region. The coding region runs from base 1 to 429 and encodes 142 amino acids. NCBI's taxonomy places the organism in Eukaryota, Oomycota, Peronosporomycetes, Peronosporales, Peronosporaceae.
AUGCGCAGUUUCAUUACCGCCUCGACUUUUUUCCUGCUGUUUCAACAUAGUAUCUCCACUCCAUCCAUACUCGCUACAACAGAAUGCUCUUUGGAUGUAAGCUACCCCAUCAAGACCAUCCUCGACGACGGUAAUCUCUUUGGCACCUGCGCCGUGGAGUUUUCGGGUGUUCACAUCGACAUUCGGUCACUCUUCGACGUACUCAGCUUCUCUAAACGCGAUUUCCUCCGCUUCUGCCGCGCACCGAGCUGCAUUAAACCCGUGAAGUCGCUGCUGCAAACCAUCCCGUCGGACUGCCUCAUCGUCUACCACGGAACAGCUCGCAAUUUAUCCGAGGAAGUCUCGGCACUCUACCACCAGUGUGCCCAAGUCGUUGGAACUGCGGACAAGACAGACGAAGACUACGUCUACAGAUACUUCCUGGACUAG